GUCCCUCCGGACGCCGCCGGCCUGCAAGCCCCUUAAAGUCGGAAGGACAGUGGUCAUCCCGGGCCCGGGCCCCCCCACUGCCCCUGGCCAUCUGGAAGCCCGACGCUGCGUCCCUGAACCUUUGUCAGACCCCCAACCCUAGGAGUCGGGCGCUUGUGGCAGGGAAGUCCUCGUAAGGGUCCGGUCACUUUGCAGAGGACUCCCCGGAUCCCUCAUCACCCCGGAUCCCUCAUCACCCCGUAUCUCCUUUUCCCUAGGCUUUUCCAUCUCGUUCGGAAUAACCAUGUCCAUCCUCUACGUCUCCCCACACCCUGAUGCCUUCCCCAGCCUUCGGGCCCUCAUAGCCGCGCGCUAUGGGGAGGCUGGGGAGGGCCCCGGCUGGGGGGGCGCCCCCCCUCGCGUCUGUCUUCAGCCACCUCCGACUAGCAGGACUCCCUUUCCCCCACCCCGCCUGCCUGCCCUGGAGCAAGGGCCCGGUGGGCUUUGGGUGUGGGGGGCCACGGCUGUGGCCCAGCUGCUGUGGCCAGCAGGUUUGGGGGGGCCCGGGGGGAGCAGGGCAGCUGCCCUCGUCCAACAGUGGGUCAGUUACGCCGACACGGAGCUCAUACCAGCAGCCUGUGGGGCCACGCUGCCAGCCCUGGGACCCCGGAACUCCGCCCAGGACUCCCAGGCGGCCCUGGGCGCCCUGGGCCGGGCCCUGAGCCCCCUGGAGGAGAGGCUCCGGCUGCACACGUACCUGGCUGGGGAAGCCCCCACGCUGGCGGACCUGGCGGCCGUCACAGCCUUGCUGCUGCCUUUCCGAUACGUCCUGGACCCCUCAGCCCGUUGGAUCUGGGGUAACGUGACUCGCUGGUUUAUCACGUGCGUCCAUCAACCUGAAUUCCGAGCCGUGCUGGGAGAAGUGGCUCUGUGCUCAGGGGCCAAGCCCCUCUCCCAACAGCCAGGGCCCGCUCCAGGCCCCGAGGCCACUGCACCUCCUAAGACCGCUGCUCAGCUCAAGAAAGAGGCAAAGAAACGGGAGAAGCUGGAGAAAUUCCAGCAGAAGCAGAGGACCCAGCAGCAGCAGCAGCAGGCCCCUUCGGGGGAGAAAGCUAAACCAGAGAAGAAGGAGAAACGGGACCUUGGGAUCCUUACCUAUGACAUCCCAACUCCACCUGGGGAAAAGAAAGAUGUCAGCGGCACCAUGCCCGACUCCUACAGUCCUCGGUAUGUGGAGGCCGCCUGGUACCCUUGGUGGGAGCAGCAGGGCUUCUUCAAGCCGGAGUACGGGCGUUCCAGCGUGUCCGCUCCAAACCCCCACGGCGUCUUCAUGAUGUGCAUCCCGCCCCCCAACGUGACGGGCUCCCUGCACUUGGGCCAUGCGCUCACCAACGCCAUCCAGGACUCGCUGACCCGAUGGCACCGAAUGCGCGGGGAGACCACCCUGUGGAACCCUGGCUGUGACCACGCAGGCAUUGCCACCCAGGUGGUGGUGGAAAAGAAGCUGUGGCGUGAACAGGGGCUGAGCCGGCACCAGCUGGGCCGCGAGGCCUUUCUGCGGGAGGUCUGGAAGUGGAAGGAGGAGAAAGGGGACCGGAUUUACCACCAGCUGAAAAAGCUCGGCAGCUCCUUGGAUUGGGAUCGAGCUUGUUUCACCAUGGACCCUAAACUCUCAACGGCGGUGACAGAGGCCUUUGUCCGGCUCCACGAGGAGGGGGUCAUUUACCGCAGCACCCGCCUUGUCAACUGGUCCUGCACCCUCAACUCCGCCAUCUCCGACAUUGAGGUCGAUAAGAAGGAGCUGCCAGGCCGCACCCUGCUCUCCGUCCCAGGCUACAAGGAGAAGGUGGAGUUUGGGGUCCUUGUCUCCUUUGCCUACAAGAUCCAAGGCUCAGAAAGCGAUGAGGAGGUGGUAGUGGCAACAACGCGGAUCGAGACGAUGCUGGGUGACGUGGCCAUAGCCGUGCAUCCCAAAGACCCCAGAUACCAGCACUUGAAGGGGAAGCACGCCGUCCACCCGUUCCUGCCGCGGAGCCUCCCCAUCGUCUUCGACGACUUUGUGGACAUGGAGUUCGGCACAGGCGCGGUGAAGAUCACCCCUGCGCACGACCAGAACGACUACGAGGUGGGGCAGCGGCACGGCUUGGAGGCCAUCAGCAUCAUGGACGCCCGCGGGGCGCUGGUGAACGUGCCCCCUCCUUUCCUGGGCCUGCCCAGGUUUGAGGCCCGGAAGGCCGUGCUGGCGGCCUUGAAGGAGCAAGGACUGUUCCGGGACGUGAAGGACAACCCCAUGGUGGUGCCGCUGUGCAACCGUUCCAAGGACGUGGUGGAGCCGCUGUUGCGGCCACAGUGGUACGUGCGCUGCGGGGAGAUGGCGCGGGCCGCCAGCGCUGCUGUGCGGCGGGGCGACCUCCGCAUCGUGCCCGAAGCCCACGAGCGGACGUGGCACGCAUGGAUGGACAACAUCCGGGACUGGUGCAUUUCCCGACAGCUGUGGUGGGGCCAUCGCAUCCCAGCCUACUUCGUCACCGUCAGCGACCCCGCUGUGCCCCCCGGGGAGGACUCCGAUGAGCAAUACUGGGUCAGCGCGGCCAGCGAGGCCGAGGCCCGGGGAAAAGCAGCCCAGAAGUUUGGAGUGGCUCCAGACAAGAUCAGCCUCCAGCAAGAUGAGGAUGUGCUGGACACCUGGUUCUCCUCCGGCAUCUUCCCUUUCUCCAUCCUGGGCUGGCCCAGCCAGUCGGAAGACCUAAGUGUGUUCUACCCGGGGACAUUGCUGGAGACGGGCCAUGACAUCUUGUUCUUUUGGGUGGCCCGGAUGGUCAUGCUUGGCUUGAAGCUCACAGGCAGGCUGCCUUUCUAUGAGGUCUACCUGCAUGCCAUCGUCCGAGAUGCCCACGGCCGGAAGAUGAGCAAGUCUCUGGGCAACGUCAUUGACCCCCUGGACGUCAUCCAUGGGGUCUCCCUGCAGGGCCUCCAUGACCAGCUCCUGCACAGUAACCUGGACCCCAGUGAGGUGGAGAAGGCUAGAGAAGGGCAGAAGGCGGACUUCCCGGCGGGGAUCCCGGAGUGUGGCACUGACGCCCUCCGGUUUGGGCUCUGCGCCUACACCUCCCAGGGCCGGGACAUCAACCUGGACGUGAACCGGAUCCUGGGCUACCGGCACUUCUGCAACAAGCUGUGGAACGCCGCCAGGUUCGCCCUUCGCGGGCUCGGCAACGCCUUCGUGCCCUUGCCCUCCUCCCAGCCUGGAGGCCACGAGAGCUUGGUGGACCGCUGGAUCCGCAGCCGGCUCUCUGAAGCCGUGAGGCUCAGCAACCAAGGCUUCCAGGCCUACGAUUUCCCGGCCGUCACCAGCGCCCAGUACAGCUUCUGGCUGUACGAGCUCUGCGAUGUCUACCUGGAGUGCCUGAAGCCCGUGCUGAAUGGUGCAGACGAGGUGGCCGCCGAAUGUUCCCGGCAGACCCUCUACACCUGCCUCGACGUCGGCCUGCGGCUGCUCUCCCCCUUCAUGCCCUUCGUGACCGAGGAGCUGUACCAGAGACUGCCCCGGCGGGCACCACACACGCCCCCCAGCCUCUGUGUCACCCCCUACCCAGACUCCUCCGAGUGCUCUUGGAAGGACCCGGAGGCAGAGGCCGCCCUGGAGCUGGCUCUCAGCAUCACUCGGGCAGUGCGCUCCCUGCGCGCCGACUACAACCUCACCCGCGCCCGGCCUGACUGUUUCCUGGAAGUCGCCGACGAGGCCACGGGGGCCCAGGCCUCCGCCGUGUCUCCCUACGUGCACACGCUGGCCAGCGCUGGAGUGGUGGCCGUCCUGGCCCUGGGGGCGUCUGCACCGCUCGGCUGCGCCGUGGCCCUGGCCUCUGAGCGCUGUUCUGUCCACCUGCAUCUGCAGGGGCUGGUGGACCCGGCCCGCGAGCUGAGCAAGCUGCAGGCCAAGCGUGGGGAGGCACAGCGGCAAGCCCGGCGUCUGCAGGAGCGCCAGGCCGCCCCCGGCUACUCCGCCAAGGUGCCCCAGGAAGUCCAGGAGGCAGACACGGCCAAGCUCCAGCAGACAGAAGCAGAGCUCAGGAAGGUGGGCGAGGCCAUCGCACUGUUUGAGAAGAUGCUGUGACCCUCCGUUCCUUCCCUCACGGCCCGGCAGCCCCCAUGGGGCUGCAGCAAUAAACUUAUUUUGCCACAAAAACCA
Messenger RNA from Echinops telfairi (small Madagascar hedgehog), 4168 nucleotides. It is a transcript of the gene VARS1, whose product is annotated as valyl-tRNA synthetase 1. Gene Ontology annotation, cellular component: cytosol. The record is from RefSeq and is a predicted model, not a curated record. The transcript has 29 exons. Gene Ontology annotation, biological process: valyl-tRNA aminoacylation. Bases 284 to 4093 code for a protein of 1269 amino acids. Gene Ontology annotation, molecular function: ATP binding; aminoacyl-tRNA deacylase activity; valine-tRNA ligase activity. Lineage: Eukaryota; Metazoa; Chordata; Mammalia; Afrosoricida; Tenrecidae.